GCCCUGGUCACAUGGUAGUGAAGGAGGCCGACCAGGAGCCGCUCUCAGGGAGCUUCCAUUCUAGUGGAAAAAGAAGACCAUAAAUAGACGAGAUGAUUUCAGUGCUCUGGAGGAAACGGAAUGGUGUUGGCGUGUGGGAGGCUUCUCGGGAAGAGGUUCCCCAAUACAACUCAUGAAGGUUUCAAUGUCACGCUUCACACCACCCUGGUGGUCCCUACAAAACUGGUGCGCCCAACCCCUGCCAAGCCCAUCCUCCCAGUGCAGACGGGGGAGCAGGCUCAACAGGAGGAGCAGUCGAGCGGCAUGACCAUUUUCUUCAGCCUCCUGGUCCUAGCUAUCUGCAUCAUAUUGGUGCAUCUACUGAUCCGAUACAGAUUACAUUUCCUGCCAGAGAGCGUUGCUGUUGUCUCGUUAGGUAUUCUCAUGGGAGCAGUUAUAAAAAUUAUAGAGUUUAAAAAACUGGCAAAUUGGAAGGAGGAAGAAAUGUUUCGUCCAAAUAUGUUUUUCCUCCUUUUGCUUCCACCUAUUAUAUUUGAGUCAGGAUAUUCAUUACACAAGGGUAACUUCUUUCAAAAUAUUGGUUCCAUCACCCUAUUUGCUGUUUUUGGUACGGCAAUUUCCGCUUUUGUAGUAGGUGGAGGAAUUUACUUUCUGGGUCAGGCUGAUGUAAUCUCUAAACUCAACAUGACAGACAGUUUUGCAUUUGGCUCCCUAAUUUCUGCUGUUGAUCCAGUGGCUACUAUUGCUAUUUUCAAUGCACUUCAUGUGGACCCAGUGCUCAACAUGCUGGUUUUUGGAGAGAGCAUUCUCAACGAUGCAGUCUCCAUUGUCCUGACCAACACAGCUGAAGGUUUAACAAGAAAAAAUAUGUCAGAUGUCAGUGGGUGGCAAACAUUUCUACAAGCCCUUGGCUACUUCCUCAAAAUGUUCUUUGGCUCAGCAGCACUCGGCACCCUCACUGGCUUAAUCUCUGCAUUAGUGCUAAAGCAUAUUGACUUGAGGAAAACGCCUUCCUUGGAGUUUGGCAUGAUGAUCAUUUUCGCCUAUCUUCCAUAUGGGCUCGCAGAAGGGAUCUCACUCUCAGGCAUUAUGGCCAUCCUGUUCUCAGGCAUCGUGAUGUCUCACUACACACACCAUAACCUGUCCCCAGUCACCCAGAUCCUCAUGCAGCAAACCCUCCGGACUGUGGCCUUCUUGUGCGAAACAUGUGUGUUUGCAUUUCUUGGCCUGUCCAUUUUUAGUUUCCCUCACAAGUUUGAAAUUUCCUUUGUCAUCUGGUGCAUAGUGCUUGUGCUGUUUGGCAGAGCGGUGAACAUUUUCCCUCUCUCCUACCUCCUGAAUUUCUUCCGUGAUCAUAAAAUCACACCAAAGAUGAUGUUCAUCAUGUGGUUCAGCGGCCUGCGGGGGGCCAUCCCCUAUGCCCUGAGCCUGCACCUGGACCUGGAGCCCAUGGAGAAGCGGCAGCUCAUCGGCACCACCACCAUCAGCAUCGUGCUCUUCACCAUCCUGCUGCUGGGCGGCAGCACCAUGCCCCUCAUCCGCUUCGCGGACAUCGAGGACGCCAGGGCACGACGCAGGAACAAGAAGGACGUCAACCUCAGCAAGACUGAGAAGAUGGGCAACACCGUCGAGUCGGAGCACUUGUCGGAGCUCACCGAGGAGGAGUACGAAGCCCACUACAUCAGGCGGCAGGACCUCAAAGGCUUCCUGUGGCUGGACGCCAAGUACCUGAACCCCUUCUUCACGCGGCGGCUGACCCAGGAGGACCUCCACCACGGGCGCAUCCAGAUGAAAACCCUCACCAACAAGUGGUACGAAGAGGUGCGCCAAGGCCCCUCAGGCUCCGAGGACGACGAGCAGGAGCUGCUGUGACCGAGCGGGACGCGUGGCUUCCGGGCAGCCGGGGCCGCAGCAGUGCCAUCCAGCCUCCCCACGGCUCCCAGGACGGCCACCCAGCAAGGGCCCCCGAGGCAUGUGCAUUUGGCAGUUCUUUGGGGUGGAUGGAAGCAGGGUGAUGCACAGGCCACUGUCGUCUUAACCCAGGACCUCCCAGGCCUUUGGAGCCAGCCGGCUGCCCUGAAGCACCCUCUCCCCGCUCCUCACUGGGCUGGACCUCUGCCCUCGGGGUGGCUUCCCAGCCCGCGGAUUGGAGGGACCACCUCUGCGGGUCAGUGUUUCCUUCCGCUUCUGUUGCCAGGGAGUAGUCCUCUGUCACGCCGAGGUGCCUGAGAGGAGAUAUCCUGCUGUGGACCCACUGUGCAGGGCGUCCCGGGAGCGUGGGGCACCGUUGCCGCCAUCCCUGGCCACUGCCUUCAUUACAGGGGCCCUUCCCUGCUGCACGGGUGUCGGUACCUGCAGGGCGAGGAGCCCGCCGCCGCUUCCCUGUGCAUCAUCGAGGCGCCUCCGCCCUCAGCAGCAGCAGUUCUCACCUAAGCGGCAGGCUCAGAAACCUUGAAAACCUCACACUCCCCUUCGUGAUGUCGCUUGCACUCCCUGAGGAAGAGAAACUGAGUGACCUUUUUCUCUUUACCUCUGAUUGGCACCUCACAGGCUGUCUCCCUGGGCAGCAGGCAGCUACUGCCCUUCUCUGGGAAUACUGUGAAUGUUUACACUGGAACCUCUCUGGAGCCCCAGUGGAAGCCGUAUCCCUGGGGUUUUGGGGGUGAGCGACCCUAUCCUGUGGGGUCAGAGCACCCUCUAGAGGGAAAGUCUUCAGGGUUUAUGCCGGCCAGCAGCUGCUGUCUUUGAAUUCAGUUUAAAUUCCUGCACUUUUACAAAGUGGUGAGAGCCUAGCAGUCCCUUCCCUGACCUCGAUUCCUUACUCGGUGGUCCUUGUUUGUUUAGAGGCCCCUUUUCCUGGGCUCUGCCCACCGUUUACCUGCUGCGCCUUCACUGCUCAUCGGCAUCUUUUUUUUCCUCUCCCAGUUCUCUACCAUCUUGGGUCCCAUUUGUCCCCGUGCUCCUCCUCUGCCACCCCACCCCAGGACUCCAGUGGCCUGCAGCCAGGUGCAUCUGAGCCUCACCUGCAAUCCCUGAGCAGCCGCCGCUACCUCAGGACUCGCUCACAGAGUGCUUGCGCGCGCGCGCGCACACGGCACACACACGCGCACCCCUGCCCCGGCCACGCGCGCGCGCGCGCACACACACGCACACCCCUGCCCCGGCCACACGCGCGCGCGCGCGCACACACACUCACACCCCUGCCCCGGCCACACGCGCGCGCGCGCACACACACACCUGCCCCAGCCACACACGCACACACACGCACACCCCUGCCCCGGCCACACACACACACACCACACACACGCACACCCCUGCCCCGGCCACGCGCGCGCGCGCGCACACACACACACGCACACCCCUGCCCCGGCCACACGCGCGCGCGCACACACACACACCUGCCCCAGCCACGCACGCACACGCGCGCGCGCACACACACACACACACACACACACACACACACACACCUGCCCCGUCCCAUGGUCCGGGCCCCUGGGCCACCUCAAGGUGAGGAGCUGCCAAUCAUGUCCAGAGGACAUGGAGUUUCUGACUUCCCCGCAUCCAUCCCCUUCACCGGCCCUUUAACAAGUCUUUAUCUGCUUGCUUGUGCCCAUCUAUAGGCCUCUGGCAGUUUCCGUAUGUGGCUCAGGGUCUCAGCUGGAGCUUUGGGACUCGGCACCCUCUGGCGUGGUUUAAUUCAUCAUGUGCAUGUCGUUGGUUCUGUUUCGGACACAGUGGGCCAGCAUGGACCUUGGGCUGGCAGCAAAUAUGUUUCCAUCUUCUCAGCCUCAGGCGGCGUGGCUCUCGAUGUGAGGAAGGACUGACCUUGGGACCCUCCAGGACCCAUGUAGCCAGCCCACGAGGCCAGACCCCUGCCUUAACCCCUUCCCUUGCCCCAGAAGUGUAAGCGUAAAGCCAGUCAGGCAGGAGGGCACAUGGCUUCCUUUUUAUGCAUGAAAAGUAAAUUUGUACUUGAUAGAGCUAAAAUAUGAUUUCUUUUUGUAAUCUCCCACCUUAACCCCAUAAUUUGAGCCAAAUAGGAUUACUUUACUUCACCUAAUAUCCCCACUGGAAGAUUAAUGCCAUGCAUAAUUCCAGUCUGCAUCAUUUCCUAUUUCUUUUUAGUGGAAAAGAGAAGAGGUCAAAGGGAGGGGACCUUUGUCCAUAAGGGGAGGGGGCAGGGAUAAGAGGCCAGAUUGUUCUCUCAUUCUCCAAUUCGUAAGUAACUGACUUUUCCCCCUGAAAUUCAGAGUCUGAUCUCCGAGGUGUAAGUUGCAUUGUCAACUCAAUAGCUUGCCGGAAAAAAAUUUUGGGGGGCUGUGAGUUCAUAGAUUAAAUAAUGAAAACAGGAUCUUCUCAGUUCAGACUGCCCUUUGUCACCAGGUCCCACCUGUCCUCCCACUUUUAGCUGAGACCUGAGAGUGACACUAAGUAGAGAAGCACGUGGGGGCGGGGCAAGGUCCCCAAGGCUUGGCUGUGUGGAGGUGGCUGGGGGAGAGUCUUGCCUGGCCUGGAGCAGCGCGAGCCUGGGUGUCCCGUGAGCUGCUCCUGCCCUCUGCUGGCCAAGUAGUGGCUUAGCAGCGUGGGAGGGCAUUCCCCCGCCGAGGAGGGGCGCCCCGUGUGCCUCAGCCAUCUGUCUGUUCACCUUUGAACAGGCCAAAGCCCAUCGAGAGAGAUUUUUCUGGUGGACUUUUUUCAGAUGUCUUUGCCUGAGAAUCAAAAAUUGCUGCUGUCUACCUUCAGCAUUCCUAAUAAUUCUAUUGUUUGGGGCAAUAAAUGCCUAGAAGAUUAAAAAAUUCCAGCAUAACUAUAACUUCACACAGGUUUUCUUUUAGGUCUAGGCCAUGGGACAGGAGAAGUAUAGCACAGAGAGAAGGUAAUACUUUAGGAGGAGGUGAAGGCUGUAAGGUCAGUGCGUGCCUUUGGGGAAGCUGGUUGGCUAGCCAGUGAACUCUGAGGACAUGCCGUCUUGGGGAGCUGGGGCAUCCUGUAGCACUAAGGCCCCACCCCAAGGCUCCCCCAGCAGCCCCUCCGCAGCAGGCCCUAUGAUUUUGGACUUGGAAUACAUCACGUGUUCUUCAGCCCUGUGGUUGUAGGACCUCUGGGAAUAACCAUGCUCAGAGGCUUGGAGUGUGAGGCCUCACAGGAAAAGAAGCUGGCUUUUCCUAGGUCCCCAGAGAUCAAGUUCGGGCUGAGCUGGAACAGAGCCAGGCGGAAGGAGGCUCAGUUCCAUCGUCUGGCGCUCACUCAGCCCAGGGGCAGACCCUCUCCCCAAGGCCAGCCACCUCUUUUCACACACUGGGAAUGCUGGCUGGGCCCCGGCUGACAUGAGGCCAGGGGCCCAGAAUGUUGGCAGCCCCUGAGUACCCCAGGUCAGCCUAGGGAGGCCCUGAUUUGCCUGCAGAUUCGUCUGCGUGCGGUGGAGUGUGGAAAGGCUGGUGAGUGGGGAGCCUUCUCCUUCAAGCCCUUGCCUAAGGUGGCCUUCCGGGGCCUCAGAUCCACACUCCCACGGGGGGUCCACACUCCCACGGGGGGUCCACACUCCCACGGGGGGUCCACACUCCCACGGGGGGUCCACACACGUGGCAAAGUCCCCAGCGGGGAGGCCACAGCCAGAAUCCCUCUUCUGCUUCGGUGGGAAGAGUGAGGGUGGGGCCGGGUGGUGACCGGCUACUCCUCAGCCAGGUCCGGGGGGCCGUCGAAGGUACGGGAAGGUGCAGGCGUGGCUUAGGGUGGGUCUGGCCUUAGAACUGACCCCUGAUUCUAGUGGGCGGAGGAAUCUCUCAACAGCAAUGAUUGACUGUCAGUUAGGACUUCAAAUGCGAAAAAAAGAGGAAAGCUCCUUUGCUCCUUCCCCAUUCCCUCCAGAAUGCAGGCAUGUGAUUCUCCGGCUGGGUGGUGGGUAGGAAAUUAUCUGAAACGUUCCCGGUAGAGCAGCCAGAAUCAUUAAGAAGUUGUUCUAACAGGAACCCGGUCUCCAAAGCCCCGGGCAAUAUGUUUUAAAUGAAAACACCACAGUCAGAGUGACGGCUUCGGAUAAGCAGCCACACUCCCUUCCACUUAGUCUCCUGUCAUUUCUCACACAAAUGGAGUUAGAUGUUCAGGGACUUCCACCGUCAUUGCCCAUGUUACAAAAGAAGACUUUCUAAUUUCCCCCACCCCGUUUCACCCUUUCUCACCCCAGCUGACACAGUCCCUAAUCCCAGAGGGGAAGAAAAAUUGUGGCUUUUCCUACCCAGGAGCUGGUCUUUUCCCAGCUGCUCUGCGUGAGCGUCCUGGCUUCAGGGCGAGAGCCGAGUGCUCGGAGCGCAGCUGCGGACCCCGUGGCCGUGGGAUCGAUGGGGAUUGUGCAGUUCGGUGGUCAAGAGAAAGGUCACCUGUCAGCGCUAUGGGCCCCUGUCCAAGGAGCUGGUCAGCCACGCGGAAGAGCCACUUCUCCAGGCCCCAGCGCUGCUCUAAGGCGCCACGGAGGCCCAUGGGCCAGGGAAGGCUCCUCACUCGCUCGGCUGACUCGGGGUUCGUGACUACCAAAGGCUUUAGCAUUUUCUCCAGUACAGCUCCUGCAAAGCUUGAUUUGUUCUCAAGAUUAGUCAGAAUCUUGUAUUCUUUUGAGUAAUUUUCUUUGUAAAAAUGAAGGAUUUUUUUUAAGUACAGCUUUUUGAUAUAAGGACUAAUUGGGAAGGUCAGGCUUGUUCUUUUGUCCUCCCCCAAGUAAGAUGUGAGAGGCAGCUGUUAGGUCCUGGUUCCUGAGAAAUGAUUUGCUGCUCUUCUUGGUGGGGCUGCGGGUUGCAGAGGAGAAGGUGGGUCGGAGGUGGAGGGACCUGCAGCUGCUCUUCUGGAGCCUCUACCACGUCUCACUGGACUCUUUAAAGAAUUCAGAAAUGGAUGGAAAACAGUAAUGUCACUGGAUUCUUACUUAGAAAUAAAAAUGAACGCUGCUGAA
Molecule: messenger RNA, 6943 nt
Organism: Physeter macrocephalus (sperm whale)
Lineage: Eukaryota; Metazoa; Chordata; Mammalia; Artiodactyla; Physeteridae
Gene: SLC9A8
Product: solute carrier family 9 member A8
Exons: 16
Coding region: 121-1872 (583 amino acids)
Biological process (GO): sodium ion transport; regulation of intracellular pH; potassium ion transmembrane transport
Cellular component (GO): membrane
Molecular function (GO): sodium:proton antiporter activity; potassium:proton antiporter activity
Source: RefSeq, a predicted model, not a curated record